This is a messenger RNA of Talaromyces rugulosus, 1143 nucleotides long. RefSeq lists its product as uncharacterized. The record is from RefSeq and is a predicted model, not a curated record. The coding region runs from base 1 to 1143 and encodes 380 amino acids. Gene Ontology annotation, molecular function: protein binding. The transcript has 2 exons. Gene Ontology annotation, cellular component: nucleoplasm. Lineage: Eukaryota; Fungi; Ascomycota; Eurotiomycetes; Eurotiales; Trichocomaceae.
AUGUCUGCCAGAUCUGGAUUCCAGCUGGACCCCACUGUUGCUGACUGUGGCCUGGUGGCUGAACUUGCGCUGAACGUCUACCAGUCAUGCAAAACGUCAGCGGAUGAUUUCCAGCGCAUGUCCGAUGACAUGUCCAGUCUUUAUAUGACGCUUCGAGAUAUCCGGGAGGACCUCACGCAGGACGAAUCAGGCUUGAGCCACACCGGCGCCGACUCUCUAAAAGAGAAGCUGAACAGUGUACACGAUGCUCUGAAGUGCGUCGAGGCGGAACUGCAGAAAUACGACAGAUUGACGCUCCGCUCGCGCGAGAGGUGGGAGUUCCUCAAAGAAGUGUGGAAUAAUACUGGCGAGGCCCAUACUCAGAUCGUUAGCACAACAACUUCAUUGCGCUACCUCGAAAAGAAGAUGUCUAUGACCUCCAAUACAGCUCUAGAGAAGCUAAUACUGAAAUAUCUACGGGAAGUCCGGGAUGGCCUCCACGAGGAUUCUGUGAUGAACCUGGUGCCGACGGACAUGCCAUCGAAGCAGCAGCAAUGGGAGGAUUUCAAGAAGGAGCUUCAAAAAGGCGUGCGUGUGUCACCCGCUGUAGUCGAUGACCACUGGGACUUUAUCUGCGCGGUUGUCCGUCGCGCGAAGGAAACUGGUGAUUAUGACCUUGACAUACCCGAGGGGUCUGGGGCCGAUCUUCCGCCGAUGGAGAUGGAGAAUGUUGAAAGAGACUUGGAGAUCAGGGCUAUAGACAUGGACAAACUGCGUAAGAAAGGCCACCAUGUCGACAGCAAGAAGACUUCACCUAUCGUCUCGCUCGGCCUUCGUGCCUUACGUCUUGUCUCAGACGAACGCCUAAUUGUGGCUGCGGAUGAAGGAGACUUGGAACGUGUCAAAACGCUAAUUCAUCGCCGCGCAAACGUCAAUGCUUCGGACAAAUGGCGCUGGACAGCGCUGCAUAUGGCAGCUUAUGGUGGAUACAAUGAGAUUGCCAAGGAACUGAUCGCAGCUGGGGCAGACCUCACGGCCAUGACUGUGGAUGGGGAGACUCCACUCAAGUUGGCCGAAACAAACAGACACGUAGACGUCGUUUGCACCAUCUCAGACAGAGUCGAUGAAUUACGUGAACAGGCAGCACGCCAAACAGCUCGCUGA